UUUGCCAAACCUGCUCUAUAAAAUCCACCACAAACCUCACCUCACAACCCCAUCUCACGGUUCCAAUCUGUCUUCUAACUUCUCCAAAUUUUGGCCAUCUCCUUCAUCUUAACCCAAGUUUUCAUGGCUACACAAAGAGAGCACCCCCAUCCCGGGCCCAUAAAACGUUCUGUAUUGGUAAUGAAACCUGGAGAACAUCGUGCUGAUAAUGUGUGGAAAACUGAAGAGUCGAGAGACCUAAAAUUGAGGUGCAUUACUUACCCCAAAUCCGCCAAAGACGAUGGCGAACGUGAUCCUAGAGUCGUACAACUGCUGAGGACAUCAGGCUUUCAAGGAGCUGAACGAGUAGUACAAAUCAAAAUUGAUCACGGUCUUAUCACUGCAUUGGUUGAGAGGUGGAGACCAGAAACACAUUCUUUCCAUUUACCUUUUGGCGAGGUCGGCAUUACCUUGCAAGAUGUACAGGUGCUGCUGGGGUUACCGAUUGAUGGUCUCCCACUUACUGGUCCGACGGCACAUAGUAAGACUGAAUGGGUCCAAAUGUGUGAUGAUUAUCUUGGUUUCAGACCAUUUGAAAAAGAUAUAAUAUCAUCCAACAGCAUUAGAAAUCUAGCCAUUCAGCGCUUUUUGUUGUCACCGUGGAGCACUGACAUUGAAGUUAUUCAACAUACUAAAACGUUGAUUUGGCAGUUGCUCAGUGGGUUGUUGUUCCCUAGCACUUCCGGUAGAGCGUCACUUUACUUUCUUGAGUUGUUGCAUGACAAUGUAGAGAAUUUGACUAGGUGGAGUUGGGGCUCAGCUGUGUUGGCAUUUCUGUACCACAACUUAUGUGAAGCGGCGAAGGCGGACACAUCUUCGAUUGGAGGAUGUUUAAUCCUUUUACAACUUUGGGCAUGGGAGAGGUUGCUAGUGGUUCGACCCCAACGGGUUCUUCCACUGCAUGCAAUAUUUGAUUUGCCCUAUGGUGCUAGGUGGGCUUGUGCACAUAACUGGGCCGACUCUAGCAGAUUCACUCUUCGCAUUUAUAGGGACCAAUUUGACCGAUUAAGCGAGUCGGAGUUUGAAUGGACACCUUACCCGCUUACUAGUCUUCUAGCUUUUUGCACUCAUGCAUUUGAUCUGUGGGCAACUAAAGCUCCACUUAUUUAUUGUUCAUAUUUUGAGGCAUACUAUCCUGGUAGAUUUUGUCGUCAAUUCGGUGCAGUCCAGGAUAUACCUAGGAGCGUGACUCAUAACGACCGUCACCAUGCUACUAGACCAGAGAACAAUGCUGAGUUUAUUACUGAAUGGGAGCAGUUUAUUACAGAAUGGGAACAACCCAUAUACGUGGGUCGUGUAUAUGAUACAUUCGAAGAGUUGAAGCAAGAUGUGUCCCUUGUAAACCUCAAAGAAUUUCGAACUUUUCGUAAUGAGGCGAAACGCAUAGAUUAUUGGCGAGCAAAGUGUGUUCAUCAUGAAACUUGUGCGUGGUUUAUUCAAGCAUCACUAAUCAAACACACCACACAGUGGAAAGUCAAACAGUAUCAACCGAAACACAAUUGCAUUCCCAACUACACACAAGGUAAGAAUGAUAAACUGCUCACGAGUAAGUUAAUUGCCUCUGAAAUAAGCUCCAAGAUUUUUGUUAAGCCCGAUUAUAGUGUAAAGCUAAUCAUGCAUGACAUACAACGGAAGUUCAACAUCCACGUGGGUUACAAGAAAGCAUGGUAUGCUCGAAUCUUGGCAUUGGAGAAACGGUUUGGCAAUUGGGAGGCAGCGUACAACGAUCUCCCAAAACUUCUACAAGGUAUGGCAUUUAGUAAUCCAGGCACCAUUGUUGACCUACGAACAGACCAAACUGAUACACAAGGUACGUAUGAAUUUAAGUACGCUUUUUGGUCAAUCAAGGCAGCGAUUGAUGGUUUCAAUCAUUGUCUUCCGGUCAUUUCCAUUGAUGGUACACAUUUGUACGGUAAGUACAAAGGCACUUUGUUGGUCGCGGUGGCAAUGAAUGCUAACCGUGAAAUCUUUCCUCUAGCUUUUGGGGUGGUAGAUAGCGAAAACGGGGAUAGUUGGACGUGGUUUUUACAGUUAGUUGCGACAAAUAUUAUUCCUCCGCGUCGGAAUGUUUGCAUAAUAUCUGACCGACAUGUCGCGAUUGAUUGUGCGUUCCGGAAUGUGCCACAAUUGGGAACACCUCUAAUUCAGAGGCGAUAUUGUCUUCGACACAUUCGAAGUAAUUUUAUGUCCCAAUUUCGAAGCAAGAAUCUCAAAAAAUUGUGUUGGCGUGCCGGAAGUACUCCCAUUCUAAAUGAAUUUACUAACUACAUGCAACAAAUACGGGGUGCUAAUGAAAGAGCAUUCAACUAUCUUGAUGCCAUUCCUAAAGAGAAGUGGGCACUUUGUUUUGAUGGUGGAUGUCGUUAUGGAAUUUUAACGACCAAUCUAUCUGAAAGUUUUAACCAUGCCCUAAAAGGAUGUAGAACGCUUCCGAUUACAGCACUUGUGAGAGCAACUUUCGAUAAAUCUGUUCAGCUCUUUGUAGAACGACGUAAUGCUGGUAUGAUGUGGAAUCAAAGUGGAUAUCAAUUUCUGGAAAAAAUCCGGAAGCAGAUUAUGGAUGGAUGGCAACAAAGGCGUCACACUGUUGUAAUCCCGCACAAUUAUCACAGUGGAGUUUUCUCAGUAGCCAUAGAAAAUGCAACUCCGGUUACGGUAGAUUUUUCAAGGAGCGACUGUGAUUGUGGCUGCUGGAGGAUGAACUAGAUGCCAUGCAGCUACGUGCAUGCUGUGUGUCACUUCCUCGACCGCCCUGUCAAUCAACUUAUUCCGGAAGUCUAUAAACUGACCUCUUACAUUAAUGCACAUGCUGGUGAUAUUAUGCCUUUACCAAAUAUGAAUGAGUGGCCUGAUAUUGGGAUCCAUCUUUUACCGCCAAAAUAUUUAUCACGAACUUCUCGAGUGGGGCGUCGUCAAGAAACGAGGUUUCAAAAUGAGAUGGAUAUGCGUCCAAGCAGAAGAAGAGGACAACAAUGAUUUCAUGUAUUUUUAAUAUUUCAGCGUUUUUAAUAAUUUCUUAUGAAGGAAUUGUACUUUUUAAGUUUUUAAUAACAAGUUGUUUCUUAUCAUUUCAAUAAAUAUUUCAAUUCAGAAUAUAUAAAUUUUCAUUUCAG
This is a messenger RNA of Cuscuta epithymum, 3152 nucleotides long. Lineage: Eukaryota; Viridiplantae; Streptophyta; Magnoliopsida; Solanales; Convolvulaceae. The record is from the annotation of a GenBank genome assembly.